AUGUCUCCAUCAAGAUCAAAAGCCAAGGAUAAAAGAGCUUCCGGAAAAGAGCCACUGAAACCUUCUGCAAAACCCACCACCGCUGGUGCUGGCGGCUACAAUCCACUUCUGGGGACCUUCCAUACACUUGAAACCAGCCCAGUUUCUACUGUGCCGCCUGUUAAUGGCCGUUUCCGAGAUAUUGAUGACACCGAUGACCCUAGCGGCAACGCGGUGGGCAUAGGGGUGGACUACGAUUGUCUUUCCAACAAUGGCAGCUGGUCCGGCGAGUCAGAAGAUCCAAAAGACAAAUCUUCUCAGGGCACCGCCUCCCGCCAGGAGGCGGCGGCGGUUUCCGGUGUUGAUAGUGAGAAACGGGAAAAAAUCCGGCAGAAAAAUGAGAAGAAACAUCAACGGCAAAAAGAAAGACGAGCUCAAGAACUCCAUGAUCGAUGCUGUGGUUAUCUAAUGUCAAGAAAACUAGAAGCACUUGCUCAAAAGCUUGUUGCAAUGGGGUUUACUUCAGAACGUGCAACAAUGGCUUUGAUUAUGAAUGAAGGAAGAGUAGAGGAGUCAGUGGCGUGGUUGUUUGAAGGCAGUGAAGAUUCCGGCCACCACAACCUUGAUACUGGUGGUGGUAACUUGAAGGUUGACAUAUCACAGGAGCUUGCUCAAAUUGCUGAAAUGGAAAUCAAAUUCAAAUGCUCAAAACAAGAAGUUGAACGAGCUGUUGUAGCAUGUGAGGGUGACCUUCAACGGGCGGCUGAAAACUUGAUAAAACUCCAGAAACAAGAAUCUCAACCUCCACCACUAAAGUCCACCGAACCUCCGGCGGUUGUUGGCGGUGGCGGUGGUGGUGGUGGUAAACAGUCACUACCCACUCCUCCGAAGGUACAACCGAAACGAACUUUAUCUUCAGGAGCUUUGCCUAUACAGAAACUGGACGACAACUACCCAUCCAUGGCUGCUCCGGCCGGGCGGCUGUUGGCGGAAUCCGGCACCAAAAACAUUCAGUUGCUGAAAAAGGCUCAGCCCCAGCCCAUCUCCGACUGGGUAAAGCCACAACAACCCAUUUCCGCUCCGGAAAAAAGAUGGUCGGUAAAUGGGCUGAGCAUGAGCCCUUCCGGUUCCUUUACAAUGGCGGCACCACCACCACCACCACCACCAGCAGCUUCAAAAAGCGAAAUUCUUGGAAAUGAGUUUAAAGGUUUACAGCUGGGAUCUGUUGUAAUGAUGCAACGACCCCAAUCAAAGCAGAUACCAUUACCAACCACAAGUAUGAGUAUGAGUAUGAGUUCAUCUUUAUCUCCAUCUCCAUCUCCAUCUCCAUCUCCAUCAUCUUCUUCAUCUCAUUUUUCUGAUUGGAAUCCUCCUCAUAUGCCAACCCCAACCACCACAAGAAGCUUUAAUAACACCACAACCUAUGCCAAUGGCAACCAGUUUCAUUAUCAGCACCGCCAACAACCGCCGCCACAGCACUAUGUGCCGACUCCUACUCUGGCGGCUGCUUCUUCUCUAGGGCUGUUUUCCGGGAUGGGCUCAGGCGGAGCUCCGGGCGGCACGACGGGGGCAGGGGAAGGGGCAGGGGCAGGGGCAGGGGCGGGGGCGGCUCAUGUUGAUUGGCAUGGUGACUGGUCCUCGCAGUUUGAUUAUACAAAUAUUGACUGGAGUUUGAAUCGGAUCCCAUCACCGAGCUCGUUGAGACCAAACGGGAUGUGGAUGGGUGGUUCGGGGAGUAAAAUGGCGGUGAGACCGGUGGCGGCUAAUGGGUUGCUGCACCACCAUACUGAUGGGGUUGGGGUUGGGGUGGUUGGUGGUGGUUCGGAGGCGGUGGGUGGUGGUUCUCGGGAAUGGUCGUCUCCGUUUGAGGAGAAGGAUUUGUUUAGUUUACCCAGAAAGUUUGUUUCUUCCCCCACUCUGUAG
Molecule: messenger RNA, 1902 nt
Organism: Lactuca virosa
Lineage: Eukaryota; Viridiplantae; Streptophyta; Magnoliopsida; Asterales; Asteraceae
Source: the annotation of a GenBank genome assembly